AUGCGACGCGCGAGCGAGGUGACGCUUCGCGUGUACGAUUUGAGCGGUGGAAUGGCUCGAAUGAUGAGCGGAGACGUGCUCGGAACGACGAUCGAGGCGGUGUAUCACACCGGGAUCGUCGUGCACGGAAGAGAGUUUUGGUUUGGGCAAGGCUUGCAAUGCGCGCCGGAGAGCGAGACGCAACGGCAGUUCGGGGCGCCGUUGCGGGUGGAGACGCUCGGGACGACGGAGGUGGACGAGGAGAUGUUCCAGGAUUUCUUGCGUGAAGUUUCUCCGAGGUACACCGCGGAGACGUACAAUUUGUUACGACAUAACUGCAACAACUUCUCGAACGAAGCCGCGACGUUUUUAGUCGGGCGAGGCAUCGACGAAAAGAUCUUAAAUCUGCCGAAUGUUUUCCUCAGCACGGAGCUCGGGCGAGCGCUGGCACCGAUGCUCGGGAUGUUCGAAGAGCGCAUGCGGAACACGCAGGGUGGAUCCGCACUGAGCACCGACGGGACGACGACGAGCUGCGUCGUGGAAGACGCCGUUCCGGAGCCCGAAAAGACGAAAAUCGCCGGUCUUCCAGAGUUGAAGCCGCGCAAAAAGCUCACGACCACCCCCGGUGGUUCCGCCUCGGCAUCGAGCGAAGAUUUAGCCAAAAUGGUUCGAUCGCUCUCUCAGACGUUCGCGGAUCAUCACGAGCGCGGGGCGGACACGCAGACCGCCACUCGUGCGGCGCUCGCCUCGGCGCUCGGCGAGCUCGUCUCCGACUCCGCUCGCAACGAGUAA
Molecule: messenger RNA, 771 nt
Organism: Ostreococcus tauri
Lineage: Eukaryota; Viridiplantae; Chlorophyta; Mamiellophyceae; Mamiellales; Bathycoccaceae
Product: PPPDE putative peptidase domain
Exons: 2
Coding region: 1-771 (256 amino acids)
Biological process (GO): protein modification by small protein removal
Molecular function (GO): peptidase activity
Source: RefSeq, a predicted model, not a curated record